ACCCUGUUACACUGUCCAGAGGCAGCCAUGGCCGCAGAGAAUCCCAUGGAAAGUCUGCAGGAACAAGCUACUUGUCCCAUCUGUCUGGAGUAUUUUAAGGACCCAGUGAUAAUAGACUGUGGGCACAAUUUCUGCCGAGCCUGCAUCAGGCACUACUGGGAGGGAUCCGAUACAGCCGCCUCCUGCCUUCAAUGCAGAGAAACUGUGCAACAGAGAAACCUCAGGCCCAACAGGCAGCUGGCAAACAUGGUAGCAAUAGCCAAACGGCUGAGUUUACAGGCAGCAAAGGGAGCAGGAGGAGAGAGGGUGUGUGGGGAACACCAGGAGACUCUGAAACUGUUUUGUGAAAAGGACCAAACCCCCAUCUGUGUGGUUUGCCAUCUAUCCCCGACUCACAGAGCUCACAAGGUGGUUCCCAUAGAAGAAGCUGUCCAGGAGUACAAGGGAAAAAUCCGGGCCCAUUUGAAGACUCUGAGGGAAGAGAGAGAAAAGCUGCUGGGAUUAAAAGAGACUGGAGAGAAGAAAAGCUGGAAGAAUUUGAAACACAUCGAAAAGGAGAGGCAGAAAAUUGUGUCUGAAUUUCAGCAACUGCGGCAGUUCCUGGAGGAACAAGAGCGACUCCUGCUGGCCCAGCUGGAAAAGCUGGAAGAGGUGAUUGUGAAGAUAGAGAAGGAAAAUAUCACCAAACUCUCUGAGGAGAUUUCCUGUCUCAGCAAGUUGAUCAGCGAGCUGGAAGGGAAGUAUAAGAAGCCAGCGAGUGAAUUCCUGCAGGAUGUCAGAAGCACCUUGAGCAGGUGUGAGAAGGGGAAGUUCCAGCAGUCAGUGAAGAUUUCUCCUGAGCUGGAAAAGGGGCUCCAUGUUUUCUCCCAGAAAACUGUUGCUCUAAUGGAGACUCUGAGGGAGUUCAAAGACACUCUGCCAUAUGAACUGGAGACAAAAAGAGGGGAACCCCUAGGAGCACACAGACUGGCAAAUGUGACUCUGGAUCCUGACACGGCUCAUCCCCAACUCAUCCUGUCUGAGGAUCGGAAAAGUGUGAGAUGGGGAGACACACGGCAGCGACUGCCCAACAACCCUGAGAGAUUUGACUAUUGUUUCUGUGUGCUGGGCUGUGAGGGAUUCACCUCAGGGAGACAUUGUUGGGAGGUGGAGGUGAGGGGUGGGGAAUUCUGGGCUGUGGGGGUGGCAAGAGUCUCUGUGAGGAGGAAAGGAUGGAUCAGCCUCAGCCCUGAGGGGGGGAUCUGGGCUGUGCAGCGGUGCGGGGGUCAGUUGCGGGCUCUCACCUCCCCUGAAACCCCCCUGCCCCUGAGCCGGGUCCCCAGUAGGAUCCGGGUUUAUCUGGACUGUAACCGGGGGCAGGUGACAUUUAUCAAUGCUGCUGAUGAGGCCCCGAUCUUCACUUUCCCACCGGGCUCCAUCCCUGGGGAGAGAAUCCGACGCUGGCUCUGGGUGGGGAGGGGAUCCCGGCUCAGGCUGUGCCGCUGAGACACACCAGGGAGGGGGGCAUAUCCCACUGGGGACCCUGAGAUCAGCCUUCCUAGCCUCACACAGCCUUGUCUCUAAGCAGGGCCGGCUCCAGGGUUUUGGCCGCCCCAAGCAGCCAAACAAAAAAACAAAACAAAAAAGCCACGAUCGUGAUCUGCGGCAGCAAUUCAGUGGGAGGUCCUUCGCUCCGAGCAGGAGUGAGGGACCAUCCGCUGAAUUGCCGCCGAACAGCUGGACGUGCCACCCCUCUCUGAAGUGGCCGCCCCAAGAACCUGCUUGGUAAGCUGGUGCCUGGAGCCAGCCCUGUCUCUAUGACCUCUCCCUGUGGACUAUCUAUCAUGCCAUCACUGUGACCUUGGAGGUUGCUUCUGGUCUCAACUCUGUGCAGCCUCUGCACUGUCAAAUCAUAGAGAGCAGGGAGUGAGAGAGGCAGAGAAGCCAAUCUUACUGCCCCAGGGAUUGUGCAGCAUGUUUGCCCUGUCCUCUGUGGUCCAAGAGGACUUUGGGAAUCCUGGGUCAGACAGUGUCACUGAGACACGGGGGGAACAGCCCUCUGGGAAUGAAACAAUGGGCUUCUCUAGCCAAGUCAUCCUAGUCCCUAUGGCCUGGAGGAUUCCAGUCAAUCCAACCUUCUGAUAUCUUAGCUCUAUGACCCUUGGAAGCUCCUCCUCCCUUCCUUCCUGCAGCCUCAGGGAUAGGAGGGGGUGAAGAACCCCUAGAGCUGCAGGAGGAGCAGAGGGGCCCUGAGGAGCAGAUGUGGGGGCUGGGUAUGGUCAGAACUGAUGGAGGGGCUGGGAGCAGAAGUGAUGUGGAGUUGGGGGAGAAUUAACAGUUGGGGUGGGGACUGGCAGAUGUGGGGGUGGGAGGGACACAGAAUUAAUUAGUAUUUAGAGGGUUGCGUAGAAUCUGGAGGAUCUGUACCAGCAGGGAUCCUGAGAGUGGGAGAGCAAGGGACCGGGGAGUGUGACCUACAAGCCAUGAAGGACUGGCUGUUUAGGUGGGAAGGAGUUAGAGGGUGGGGUGAUGUCAGCAGGAUGAAGAUGUGGAGAGUCAAGCACAGGGCGGGUUUAAAGGAGAGAAGAAAUGAAAGAAUAAAAAAGGAAAAAAUAAAGUCCAACCAGUGUAAAGAGAGAAGCCUGGAGAAAGUGGAGGGAAACUCAAAUGAAGAGUGACCGCAAACCCAUCCUUAGGAGGGAAAUGCUCUGGGUGAGCAGCAAGAGAUUAAGGGAUAAACUGGGAACCUGAGGUGGAAUGAUCUGUGAUAAGGAAUAGAGACAGGUUGGGGAGACGCAGAGAAAGAAACAGAUGGAAAACGAGUGCUAGAGAAAAUGAUGUGUAAAACUCGAUGAAAUUUACUCCUGGGGGAAUUGAGCCCAAUGCAGAUUUUGAACAGAAUUUCAUGUUCGGUGCAGCAUUGGGGCUGCAGAGCUGCUGGCCAUCACUGGGGCGCUGGACUCUGCAGAGCCCACUCUCCCUCUUGCAGUGAGCUGAGUGGCCGGGCUGGGAUGGAGGCUUUGCACACUGCACUGCAGGGCUUGAUCAUCCACCAGAGAUGGGAGCGAGCCCAGGAGACAAAAGGUGAGGAAGGACAGGGCUUUACCGCGUCCACCAGCAAGACAAAACUGUGCUGAGUGGAGCCUGGGGCUGAGCUCUUGGGGGAGGGUGGGCAGAUGUCUGUGCUUGGGGGGCCCCGGCGCUGGGCUCUGGAAGGAGGAGGCAGGUGUCUGGGCCAGGGGGCCCCAUGGCUGGGCUCUGGGGACAGGCGGGGGGGAAGGGAGCAUGUGUCUGGGCCAGGAGGCCUCACGCAGCCCCCUCCAGCAGCCCUCAACUGGAACUGCAUUGUUUUAGGGUUUAACUCUCCACUCCCGGAAGA
Messenger RNA from Malaclemys terrapin pileata, 3358 nucleotides. RefSeq names its product zinc finger protein RFP-like. Lineage: Eukaryota; Metazoa; Chordata; Testudines; Emydidae. Gene Ontology annotation, molecular function: protein binding; zinc ion binding. The coding region runs from base 28 to 1485 and encodes 485 amino acids. The transcript is spliced from 7 exons. The record is from RefSeq and is a predicted model, not a curated record.